Salvia splendens (bonfire salvia) is the source of this 972-nucleotide messenger RNA. RefSeq names its product transmembrane protein 131-like. The transcript has 2 exons. The coding region runs from base 1 to 972 and encodes 323 amino acids. The record is from RefSeq and is a predicted model, not a curated record. NCBI's taxonomy places the organism in Eukaryota, Viridiplantae, Streptophyta, Magnoliopsida, Lamiales, Lamiaceae.
AUGGCCGGAGGAACACAGGUAAUACCAACCCUAGAAACAGAUGUUCAGGCUACGGUGAAACCACCAACCUCCGUCCCGACUUCCUCAAUACCCCUACCAGAAAAGCAAUCUCCGUCGAUAACCGCACCAUCGGCACUUUUGAAAUCCUCCCCGAUUCACCAACAAAUCGAACCGUUGGAUGUUAGCCCCCUUUCCGCCUACCAUGACUCUGACCUAGGGGAAACUGAGGGGAAAGAAAGCGAAGAGAAGAAGAGCCAGGGGGAAGGGGAUGAAUCAGAGAAAAUGCCGGUCGCGGAACCUGUUCCCCAAGAGAAGGAAAGAGAGGAGAUAGAUCUGAACGAGACGACCAGGAAGCAAGGCCUUAUGAGUGAUGACGAAUUCCAGGCACUUUUAGACGAGGUGAACAGGAUGGAUGUGGACACUGCCGAGGUGGCUGAGGGUCUGGACCUCCCAUUGAAGAAGCAGACCGAAGAAGAAAAGCAAAAGUCAGUGACCCCUCAGCCGGAAGCAGGGGAGGAUGAUAAACACAUCGAGGAGAAGGAGACCGAAGUGCAACCAGAGGAACCAGAGCCAGUGGUACCACCAGUAUUGAAACCAAAAACAGUUAAAAGAAAAUUGGUGUUGAAGAAUGAUUCUAAGGCAGAAAGGCCGAAGCCAAAGAGAGUGUCGCAAAGGUGUCUCGGGAGAUGGACAUCCAGCAAGGUAGGAGCAAACACGACAGCAUGCGUAGUGGAGAUCUCUAGUGAAGAAGAAAAGAAUACUCCUACAAAACCUGGGGACGAAUCCUUGUCAGCUACCAACCUGGAAGACGCCUCGACAACAACAGGGAUGAUCUCACCCACGCCGAGUGACCAGAGAGAAGAAACUGACGAGAUGGCUGAGGGUCUGGACCUCGCAUCAAAGUCAGUAGGUCUUGAAGAGCCAGUAGAUGACAAUUCCAAUAUCCGCGUGGAGACCCGGCCUACUGCCUAG